AUGGCGAGCACCGCGGUCAAGUCCGAGUGCGCUGCAGCCCAGUGGGGGGAAUCGCCACCCCCCGCCAGCCCCCCUGACGAAGAUUGGAACAACCGAGCCUGGGAUUUUUCAAGCCACGACCACGGGCCCCUGCGCGCUCACGUCGCGCUCCAGCUGACAUACCUGCUGCAGACGAAGGGGGGCGGGGGCAUUUGGUGUGCCCGGGGCGAGCUGGGUGGGUUCGUCGCCCGGCUGGAGGAGGCGCUGUACAGGACAGCUGCGUCGAUCGACGAGUACGCGGACGCGGGCACAUUGGAGGCCCGGCUGCGGCGGGUGGCCGAGGCGCUGCUCAGGCGCGCGCGGGCGGCCGAGUCGAGCCGUUGA
This is a messenger RNA of Ostreobium quekettii, 363 nucleotides long. The record is from the annotation of a GenBank genome assembly. NCBI's taxonomy places the organism in Eukaryota, Viridiplantae, Chlorophyta, Ulvophyceae, Bryopsidales, Ostreobiaceae.